Symbiodinium sp. CCMP2592 is the source of this 897-nucleotide messenger RNA. Lineage: Eukaryota; Dinophyceae; Suessiales; Symbiodiniaceae. The record is from the annotation of a GenBank genome assembly.
AUGCUCAUGCAAAGACGGGCGGAGCUUCUCCGGGCCGAAGGCGCCGCCGACACAUGGGCGGAGUGGCUGUGUGGACAGGUAGAUCUUGGAGCAGGCGAAACAUCGGAGAGUUGGCAUAAGGUCGUGCAGCAAGCUCGCAAUGCGAUCAUAGCAGCUCUUCGGAAAGCCAGCGCGCACGGACGUGGACAGCUUCCGACUGAAGAACAGGCUGCAGCCCAGUGGUUUUGGGGAGAAGCAUUCCAUGGCAAGUUCAACAACAAGGAGCUGUUUAAGCCCUACGACCCUGAGACGAAUCUGGAGAUCGAGAAAGCUUUCCAAGAGGGGGCACCUGGCGUAAGCAUAAAGCUGGCAGCAACAAACAAGCAGUAUCGCAUCGACUUCUUGAAGCAGCUGCAGAUCAACUGCAGCGACUCCUGGAAGCAUGCUCGUCCCAUACAGCGCCGAGAACUCGAGCGAAGUUCACCUGACGAUGUGGCCUUGGACUUUCCAAAGUGCAAGCGCGCAGGCUGCGGUCGACCUUCUUUCGAUGGUCGGCAAGGCGAGUACUGUUCCAAAACGUGCAGAGAGAUGGACAAUGCCUCGCGCAACAGCGUGCAGUGGCUCUGGGGUGAGUCAUAUGUUGGCGAGUUUAAAGGCCAGGGGCAGCCCUAUGACAAGGAAAGCAACAAGAAAAUUGAGCAGGCCUUCCAGGACGGCAAGAAGGAAGUUGAGAUCGCGGUGCAAUUGCAGGGCCGGCACACCAGGUACAGGAUCAACUUUGAGCUGUCAACCCAGGUGAACUUGACGAGCCCUGGCAAAUUGCCGCGCUCGGUUCGGCGCUGGGCCACAGACUCGCGGUCGGCAAGUUCUGGGGGCGCCACCAAGCCGCCUUCCAGGACAUCUCGGGGUGGGGCCUAG